UUUGUGGGCGCUGGGCGCCCGAGUGAUGGUCGGCGCCGCCCCCAGCGGUGAUUCGGUGGCCUUCAUUCUCGAUAUACGACGUCCCAUGGCGCUGCUGCAGCUCAAGAAGCGCCGGCUCCUCGACGACGACUGCAGCCAGGACGAUGACCAGCAAGCGACGACGCAGGUGGCCAAGCGGCCCUGCGUCCGGCCCAACCCCGUCCUGCAGACCGAGAAGAUGCAGUCGGUGCUGCGCGGCCUGCGCCAUGUCGCGACCUGCGCCGGCUGCGACAAUAAGCUCUGCGCCUCGACGCUCGCCUUUGUCAAGAAGGUAGAGCUGCACCUCGCAACGCAGCCCGCAGGCCACGACCGCAGUGCCUGCGCGGCGUGCAAGCUCUGGACCAUGAUCGUGCAGGACCAUGCGGCCGACUGCGCCCAAGCGCGCUGCCUCGUACCCCUCUGUGCCACCUACCGCCGCCGGCGCGACGACCCACCGAUAUAGUCGACCCCAUGGGACUACGCGCGAUCCUCAUAUCGUCGUCGUCGCUCCUGUGCCUUCGCCGCGCCGCCCAAUCCUUUCCUGUACAGCGACCGACCUGCCCGAUUCUUGGCACGACCUGUGUACAGACUCCGCCGCAUGCAGACAAUCGGCGAGCAGGCCUCAAACGCGCGACGAGGCGACCCACGACCACCAAGAUGAAGAUACCAGACGAGAAAGAGUGUGUGGGCGAGCAAAUAUAAAUGACGCAAUAGAGAUCACGGACGUUCGUAGUCCGACAAACCGCUACUGCUCAUACUA
Saprolegnia diclina VS20 is the source of this 778-nucleotide messenger RNA. RefSeq lists its product as hypothetical. The transcript has a single exon. Bases 26 to 481 code for a protein of 151 amino acids. NCBI's taxonomy places the organism in Eukaryota, Oomycota, Saprolegniomycetes, Saprolegniales, Saprolegniaceae. The record is from RefSeq and is a predicted model, not a curated record.